GGCGACGACUGUAUUCAGUGUCCAUUCCAUGGCUGGAGGUUUGGCGGAGACGGACAGUGCAAACGCAUACCUAAUCUCAAUGACUCGGAGUUAAAGGCAAUAAAACCAGUGGUAAAGAAAUGGCCGACAAUAGAGAGGAAUGAAUUGAUAUAUGUUUGGCACCACUCGGAGAGCUCGGAGCCCGACCACUACCCCGAGGACUUUGAUGCCAAAUACGGCCACAAACUAUCACUUAAGGGCUCGAUUACAAGACUUAUGGACAGCAACCAUGAUUUUGACACAACGUAUGGCUCGGAAAAUGAAACGGCCGGUUGGCUUACCAUCGGGCUAUUGGGCAUCGAGUUGACCACUGUAUCCAUAAAGUUGUGUCACGUGUCACCGGUGCUGAUCGCGCUUUUCAUUGGCGACGAUGACUCAAUGCUGGGACCUUUUUUAUCACUGGCGGCCACUGUACCAUUGCGCCAUGGUCAAACACUCCUGAGAACCUUUGUGUACCGCAAGCCAACUAUGUUGAACAAACUAUAUGCUAUAGCCGUCCACUAUAUGAUCAAACUA
Molecule: messenger RNA, 555 nt
Organism: Medioppia subpectinata
Lineage: Eukaryota; Metazoa; Arthropoda; Arachnida; Sarcoptiformes; Oppiidae
Source: the annotation of a GenBank genome assembly